Molecule: messenger RNA, 1560 nt
Organism: Talaromyces atroroseus
Lineage: Eukaryota; Fungi; Ascomycota; Eurotiomycetes; Eurotiales; Trichocomaceae
Exons: 4
Coding region: 1-1560 (519 amino acids)
Biological process (GO): ubiquinone biosynthetic process
Cellular component (GO): mitochondrion
Source: RefSeq, a predicted model, not a curated record
AUGACUUUCUCCCUGUGCAUGCAUGUUGAUCGGCUUCGAGUGGCCAUUAUCGGCUCCGGCCCGGCUGGCUUCUAUUCUGCAUACCGGCUUCUUUCCAAAUCGGAAGAUGCAAUCGUUGACAUGUAUGAGCAGUUACCGGUGCCUUUUGGUCUAGUACGAUAUGGCGUGGCACCAGACCACCCGGAAGUCAAGAAUUGCGAAGAGAAAUUUACAGAAGUCGCAAAGUCUGAUCGGUUCAAUUUUAUCGGAAGUGUUGCUGUCGGCUCUGAGUUGCCUUUCCAGGCAAUGACACCCCAUUACGAUGCCAUUUUGUUCGCAUACGGUGCGUCCAAAGAUCGAGAGUUGGGAAUCCCCGGCGAGGAUGCUCAGAAGAACGUCCUCUCGGCAAGAGCUUUUGUGGGCUGGUACAAUGGGCUUCCCGAGUACCGUGACUUGGCUCCAGACCUGACUGCUGGAGAAAACGCCGUUAUUGUCGGUCAAGGCAACGUCGCGCUUGAUGUAGCGCGAAUACUCUUGUCAAAUGUGGAUGCUUUGCGUAAAACAGAUAUAUCAGAGCAUGCACUAGAACAACUAGCAAAGAGUAGAAUCAAGCGGGUGCGUAUUGUUGGGAGGCGCGGGCCAAUGCAGAAUUUCAAGGCGGCCUUCACGAUUAAAGAAAUACGAGAGCUUCUGCAGCUCCCUGGUGUUUCAUUUGAUGGUAUUCCGAAGGAAUAUUUCCCCCCAGAGGAAGUCAUAUCGAGUCUUCCUCGAGCAGAGAAACGAUUGAUCCAGCUUCUAGCCAAAGGAUCUGCCACAGACCCCAGCACUGCCAGUAAAAGCUGGUCUCUAGAUUUUCUUCUUUCUCCUCAUUCUUUGCACUGGUCACCCAUGUACCCCUACCGAUUGUCUCACGCGAAAUUCACCCGCAAUGAGUUUGACUCGUCCGACGGGUAUGCCCCAAACGCCAAGGUCAAGCCACAUCACCUGGCCAGCGGUAAUCUUGCACAAAUGAAUAUCCCAUGCAAUAUUUUCUUCCGCAGUAUUGGCUACAAGUCCAUGCCACUUCCCGGCUUCAAGGACCUUGGUAUUCAAUUCGAUGAGCGACGUGGCAUCAUCCCCAACGAUGGCUUUGGCCGAGUUACCAGUUCAUCUUCUGCAGCUGAGGACAGCACGACACCCCUUGAUAACACACAGAUCUCCCACAUCCCAGGGCUAUACUGUGCGGGCUGGGUAAAACGGGGUCCCACGGGAGUAAUUGCAUCCACGAUGAUGGACGCCUUUGGCACCGCAGACUCAAUUGUGGCGGAUUGGGAAGCACACAAAGCGAGCGGUGGAAAAGCCAAAAUAUCGUUCCUAAACUCGUCGUCUGGAGGAAGCACCGGGCGUGGGUGGGAACAAGUGCAGUCUGAGGUUACGAAUAGAAGGCUGCUUAACACAAACUGGGAGGAUUGGGAGAACAUUGAUGCAGCUGAAAAAGAAAUGGGAAACGCAAAGGGCAAGCCUCGAGAGAAAGUUACCAGUGUAGAGGAGAUGCUUAGUAUUAUAGAUGCAGCAAAUCCCCCAAGGAACCAUGUAAAAUAG